AUGCUUGAAUCCCCUAGCACGAGCGUCCAGUCCGGCAGCACGUCGUCCACCACCAUGAGCUAUGAGUCCUCCGCCACCGACACCGACGGGUACAGCCGGAGCAUCUCCGACAGUACCGCCUUCAGUUUGUCGGAGAAGGACUCUUUAAAUCGCGGCAGCAAAUCGUCGUGUUGGGCACAACCGAGGGCCGAAACCCCUAAAUUUCUCAAUAAUCCAGUCCUCUUUGAUAGGAUAAAAUUGGGGAAUAGGGAAAUUGAUUUUGUCGUUAAGGAAAGUUAUGCACAACGGUCUUGCAAUAAUGCAAUGUACCAUAAAAACUAUGAUCGCCUUUACACGAAAAAUGAGAGUUAA
Striga asiatica is the source of this 351-nucleotide messenger RNA. NCBI's taxonomy places the organism in Eukaryota, Viridiplantae, Streptophyta, Magnoliopsida, Lamiales, Orobanchaceae. The record is from the annotation of a GenBank genome assembly.